This is a messenger RNA of Salvia miltiorrhiza (redroot sage), 711 nucleotides long. RefSeq lists its product as uncharacterized. The transcript has a single exon. The record is from RefSeq and is a predicted model, not a curated record. NCBI's taxonomy places the organism in Eukaryota, Viridiplantae, Streptophyta, Magnoliopsida, Lamiales, Lamiaceae. Gene Ontology annotation, molecular function: nucleic acid binding; zinc ion binding. The coding region runs from base 1 to 711 and encodes 236 amino acids.
AUGUUCUGCGAUAUGUCUAGGUAUGCACCGGAUCAGGUUGACACAGAUGAGAAGAUGGCUGAGAAGUUCUGUGCCGGUCUGAGGCACGAGAAUAGGAUGACUUUGGCAAGUCACGGAGGAUUAUCCUAUACUGAGUCACUCAGUCGAGCGCUAGACAUUGAGGCAGCAAUACCGGGAGAAAGACCAGCAACGGCAACUGCAUCCGCACCGCCGCAUAACCAGAGUCAUAAUCAGAAUUUCAAAGGAAAGAGGAAAUGGGACAACAAUAACCCUGGCCAAGCCGAGAGGAGGCCAUGGCAAGGACAAACCUUCCAGUCACCAGGUUAUGGGAACCAAAAUGCACAGAGACCGAUGGGAGGUAACCAGCAAAGGGCUCCACCUUGUCCCAAGUGUAACAAGAAUCAUGGGGGAAAUUGUAAAGCUGGCAGUGAUGGCUGCUAUAUUUGCCACCACAAGGGACACUACGCGAAGCAGUGCCCGAACAAGCAGUACGGAACAAGUUCAAAGCCGAACAUACCUAUUCAGGCUCCACACUUGCGAGCAAUCCAAGCUCAACCCCAACCACACCUUGGACAAUCACAACAAAAUCAACAGCCACAACAUCUGCAGCUGCAAUAUCAACACCCACAACAGUAUCAGCCUCAACAGCAACAAUUAUUUCAGCAACAACCUCGACAACAACCACAGCAACAGCAGAAGCAGCAUGGAUGA